GUUGAGUGUCUUCUUGGGAAUGUAAAAUGAAAAAUGCAAAACAACAACCUCUCUCAUAUCGUUCUUACUUCAAGUUGUCUUGAAGUCUUAGUUCCUUUGUUCUUUACCUCUCACGGGACUGGGUCCUCCUAACUUCCGUUUGGUGAGUUAGUUUGCUAUCCUGUUACCUCAGCCUUACUACCCUGCACUGGUUCCCAGCAUCUGCUAGGGCUAAGGGCUUCAGAGCUGAAGUCAGACGACCCUGCAAGCAUCCUGGAUACUCCGCGGGAAUGAAGACCCUACAAGUCAGCUCAGGGUGGACGCCGGACCCCCUUCUAGAGCCCAGCUCGUGUGUCUCGCCUUGUUCCCCCACCACUACCCCCAGCAACAGCUCGCAAACAAUGGAAGUUGCUAGCCUGGCAGCCACUACUGGACCUGCCCCGAGUCGGCGCGGGCAUGGGGUUGAGGGCUACCCCGCAAGCUCUCCCCAGCAGCCAGAGCAGAUGAGGCGCAGGAACCUCGAGGGCGACCUGAUGAUGCUUCAGGGAAGUGGCCACUGGGCGCGCAAGCGGGAGACCCGGGCGAAGCGGCCCUUGGCGCGAGCUGGGGGCCGGAAGGGAGCUCUGGAUUUCGGUCCCUCCCCUUUUCCCUUCUGUGUCUUGGAGCACCGGGGCCCUCAGACCCUCUUGCUGUCAGGUACCAGCCUGGAGGAGAGAGUAUCUCUCCUCCAAGCCCCCCACCAUGGGUAAUGUCUCUAAAGACUCCGGGCGGAUAGAGUUCUGCGAGAGUAGACAGUGGCUCCACCCGGAGGAUAGCCCAGCCAUCAGUUCGGUGAUGUUCUCGGCCGGGGUUCUGGGGAACCUUAUUGCGCUGGCGCUGCUGGCACGCCGUUGGCGCGGGGACACAGGGUGUAGUGCCGGCAGCAGGACCUCUAUCUCCUUGUUCCACGUGCUGGUGACAGAGCUGGUGUUCACCGACCUGCUGGGGACCUGUCUCAUCAGUCCGGUGGUCCUGGCUUCCUAUGCGCGGAACCAGACACUGGUGGCCCUGGCUCCCGAGAGCCGUGUGUGCACCUAUUUCGCCUUCACAAUGACUUUCUUCAGUCUUGCCACAAUGCUCAUGCUCUUCGCGAUGGCCCUGGAGCGCUACCUCUCCAUCGGACACCCUUACUUCUACCGGCGCCGCUUCUCGCGUCGCGGGGGCCUGGCGGUGCUGCCAGUCAUUUACGCUGUCUCUUUGCUCUUCUGUUCCCUGCCGCUGCUCAACUACGGGGAGUACGUCCAGUACUGUCCCGGGACAUGGUGCUUUAUCCGGCACGGGCGGACUGCAUACCUGCAGCUCUACGCCACGGUGCUGCUGCUGCUCAUCUUAGCGGUGCUCGCCUGCAACUUUAGCGUCAUUCUUAACCUCAUCCGCAUGCACCGUCGGGCCAGAAGAAGCCGCUGUGGAUCAUCCAGCGGUGGCCUGGGUGGCCCUGGGUCGCGCAGGAGAGGAGAAAGGACUUCGAUGGCGGAGGAGACGGACCACCUCAUUCUCCUGGCCAUUAUGACCAUCACCUUCGCCAUCUGCUCCUUGCCUUUCACAAUCUUUGCUUAUGUGAAUGAAACCUCUUCCCGAAAGGAAAACUUGGACCUCCAAGCUCUUAGAUUUUUAUCAAUUAACUCUAUAAUUGACCCUUGGGUCUUUGCCAUCCUUAGGCCACCGGUCCUGAGACUAAUGCGUUCAGUCCUCUGUUGCCGGAUUUCAUUGAGAACACAAGAGGUUUCACAGACUUCCUGUUCUGCCCUGUCCAGUGCCACUAAACAGACCGACCUUUGUAGACAGUUAUGAGGAUGCACUUUACACAGGGGCCUCUGCAAAGGCCUUUAAACAGCUUCCUUGGAGAAACGUGAAGAGCUGGCGUAGGAACAAAAUGAAACUGCAAGGCCCUUCGCGGAUGAUCUCAGAAGGAUGUCUACAGCUCAUGCUAUGUGGCCUUUGUAGGACAACCAGCUGCGUCUAAGACCCAGUUGAUUUAGGCUUUCCUGCUGAAUAACCAAGCAUGUGCUUUUGUAAUUUGUUUAAAGCUCUACGUGGUUACUGUCUCCUGUUUUAAAUUUUGAUGCCACUGCUGUUAUAAAUGCAGUGUGCAGUCAGGCCAAACGAAACUCAUUCUCUAGGAAGUCACUUCGUGCAAGCGAUGAAGCAAUCGAGACAGACAAGUUGCUGUCUUGUGAUUGCUUAAUGGACACUAUUUGGACCAUGAACUUGAAAGUCAUUAGUCCCAUUUACUGCAACGUUGUAACUUUGUGCCUGAGGGAGUCCUCUCCAGUCACGACUGUGCCACCCUGAGAGGGCUGCACUGAUCUGGUUAAGGCCGGUUUGGUUCACCUUUCCCCUCGGAGCCUUGUCCUGGUAUCAAGUUAUUUAUUCUGUGUUGUCUAUUGUGAUGAUGCUACUGAAGAAGACUAGAAAUUUCCUUCUCAAAAAUAAAUGGUAAAAGAAUUAAUUCUAA
This is a messenger RNA of Myodes glareolus (Bank vole), 2473 nucleotides long. RefSeq names its product prostaglandin E receptor 2 (gene Ptger2). The record is from RefSeq and is a predicted model, not a curated record. Gene Ontology annotation, molecular function: prostaglandin E receptor activity. Gene Ontology annotation, biological process: cellular response to prostaglandin E stimulus; adenylate cyclase-activating G protein-coupled receptor signaling pathway; inflammatory response. NCBI's taxonomy places the organism in Eukaryota, Metazoa, Chordata, Mammalia, Rodentia, Cricetidae. Gene Ontology annotation, cellular component: plasma membrane.